CCACCCGGAGCAUCCACUAGCUCAGCCCAGACCCCCCUACAGGAAACAACAUCGCACUCCCCCCACAACCACAGCACCAGAGCCACCAAUGCCCACCUCCUCUCUUCUCCUCUUUCUCUUCCCCUCUCCCUCCCUUCGCGAUCUCUCUUCUCUCUUCUCCCGGCGCUAGCUCUUCACCAUCGCCGCACGAAUCCUCCUCCCCCCGACUUCAGCUCAAGGGUUCGACCGAGAGCCACCGGCCGGAGCUACCCGGGUAGAGAUUUCUCGUUUCAUCUGGAUUUCUGGGCUAGAAGAUAGAUCCAUGCAGUGAAUAGUGCGUCAGAUCCUUCACAGAACAAGUAUGGCCGAUACUCCAACCUCCCGGAUGAUCCACCCCUUCAGCAACAUGCAGAGGCAGAACCCGAAGCAGUUCCAGUUCCAGUACUCGGACAACCCACAGCAUCCCUGCCGCCCUUAUCAGCCAUCUCCAGACACCCAUGUCGUGCCACAGCACCUCUACAGCCUCAAGUCCCACUCAUCAGACGCUAGCUAUGAGAACCAGGUCGCUCAGAUGAAGCACACUCUGGACUCCUCGGCGGCAGCCGGCUGCAUGAGGCACGACUCGCCAUCCAGCCAUAGCUUCACUCCUCCGUCCAUCAGGAGCGGCAGCGGCAGCCCGUCGUCCCACGACGACAGCCGCUCCGACUCCACCAACGGGUCUCCGGUGAGUGCUUCAUGCGUCACUGUGACGACCGAGGAUCCCAACGAUCUGAAGCAGAAGCUCAAGGACCUUGAGGCUGAAAUGCUCGGGCCGGACGCCGAGAUAGUGAACAGCCUCGAGAGCUCCGUCGCGAAGCAGCUGUCGCUGGAGCCGGAGAAGUGGGCGCAGAUGAUGGACUUCCCCAGGGGCGACCUGAAGGAGCUGCUGCUCGCCUGCGCCAGAGCUGUGGAGGAGAAGAACAUGUACGCGGUGGAUGUGAUGGUGCCGGAGCUGAGGAAGAUGGUCUCGGUCUCCGGCACGCCGCUGGAGAGGCUGGGAGCCUACAUGGUGGAAGGGCUGGUGGCCAGGCUCGCCUCCUCCGGCCACUCCAUCUACAAGGCCCUGAGGUGCAAGGAGCCCAAGAGCUCCGACCUGCUCUCCUACAUGCAUUUCCUCUACGAGGCCUGCCCCUACUUCAAGUUCGGCUACAUGUCGGCCAACGGCGCCAUCGCGGAGGCCGUCAAGGGGGAGGACCGGAUCCACAUUAUCGACUUCCACAUCGCCCAGGGAGCGCAGUGGAUCUCCCUCCUCCAGGCCCUCGCGGCCAGGCCCGGCGGGCCGCCGACGGUGAGGAUCACCGGCAUCGACGACACGGUGUCGGCCUACGCGCGGGGCGGCGGGCUGGACCUUGUCGGGAGGAGGCUGUCGCACAUCGCCGGGCUCUGCAAGGUCCCCUUCGAGUUCCACUCGGUGGCCAUGGCCGGCGAGGAGGUGGAGGAGGCGCACCUCGGGGUCGUCCCCGGGGAGGCGCUGGCGGUGAACUUCACGCUGGAGCUGCACCACAUCCCGGACGAGACGGUGAGCACGGCGAACCACCGGGACCGGAUCCUGCGGCUGGUGAAGGGGCUGCGGCCCAGGGUGCUGACGCUGGUGGAGCAGGAGUCCAACACCAACACGGCGCCGUUCCCGCAGCGGUUCGCGGAGACGCUCGACUACUACGCGGCCAUCUUCGAGUCCAUCGACCUGACGCUGCCGAGGGACGACAGGGAGCGGGUGAACAUGGAGCAGCACUGCCUGGCGCGGGAGGUGGUGAACCUGAUCGCGUGCGAGGGCGCGGAGCGGGUGGAGCGGCACGAGGUGUUCGGCAAGUGGAAGGCGCGCCUCACCAUGGCCGGCUUCAGGCCGUCGCCGCUCAGCGCGCUGGUGAACGCCACCAUCAGCACGCUGCUGCAGAGCUACUCGGAGAACUACAAGCUCGCCGAGCGGGACGGCGCGCUCUACCUCGGCUGGAAGAGCAAGCCCCUCGUCGUCUCCUCCGCAUGGCACUAGUGCUGUGGUGUGACUGCUUUUGUGACCUCGCUGCUCGUAGGCGAAUCUAGAUGCAUGCUUUGUUGGACUCUAGGAUGCUGCUGCUGCUGCUGCUGCUGCUGUGGAGAAGAAUAGCUCCCAGGUAACCGGCUGUUGUAACGCCGAACUUAGGUCUAGGCCUGGAUAAGAGGCUGAUGAGAUGUAGUAGUGGUACAAGUUCGAGGGCUACAGUAUAUGUUUCAGUUUCAGACGUCUAAUCUUAAUGUAAUUGCAUUUAAGUAAGUCUCAAUCAGCACUGCCAAGUAACUAAAAUGAUUUGAGAUGA
Triticum urartu is the source of this 2312-nucleotide messenger RNA. RefSeq names its product chitin-inducible gibberellin-responsive protein 2. NCBI's taxonomy places the organism in Eukaryota, Viridiplantae, Streptophyta, Magnoliopsida, Poales, Poaceae. The record is from RefSeq and is a predicted model, not a curated record.